Molecule: messenger RNA, 600 nt
Organism: Dovyalis caffra
Lineage: Eukaryota; Viridiplantae; Streptophyta; Magnoliopsida; Malpighiales; Salicaceae
Source: the annotation of a GenBank genome assembly
AUGUCAUUGUCUCCUCCACAGUCAGAACUUCUUUUCAGGCUUGGCGAUUUGGUUGGUGAUGUUUUGGAUACGAGGAUGUGGAUUUCCAACUUGGAAAACACAGAAUCAUCAGAUGAGGUGCUGCUCUCUUACAGUUUAUUUCUUGGUGACAUUGUUGACUACUCCAUGCACCUGCAACUGCCAAACCCUUAUGAUUCCGAGACACUAAAUCUUGAUCCUAUUCUUGAAGAUAACGAUGAUGCUUGGAUCAGGCUGGCUAGGCAUAUCAGUGCUCAUGAGGCACCAAACAUGCAACCUGCAAGCCAAAAGUCCAUUGAAUAUCUGGAUAAGGUGAAGAUUGGAGAUCAAGAGCCGUGUUUGACAUGUACAGUUUGCUUGGACGAGAUUUCAAUUGGGUCUGUUGCCACUCGAAUGCCAUGCUCACAUGUCUACCAUCAAAACUGCAUCGUUCAGUGGCUGGUCACGAGUAACAUGUGUCCUCUCUGCCGUAUGAUUUAUAAGUAUGGUGAAGAAAAUGUUAAUUUCUCGACGGAGAGAGGAAACGACAAGAGGAAGAAAAUUAUGGGUUUCAAUGAAGGUUUGCGUUUGGUGUGUGAUUAA